Molecule: messenger RNA, 666 nt
Organism: Bipolaris sorokiniana ND90Pr
Lineage: Eukaryota; Fungi; Ascomycota; Dothideomycetes; Pleosporales; Pleosporaceae
Exons: 1
Coding region: 1-666 (221 amino acids)
Source: RefSeq, a predicted model, not a curated record
AUGUCCCCCUACAACACCCCAGCCUACCACUCCACCUCACCCACAUCCCACGGCCUCCCCAGCGACGAAUACAAGUACCUCAAACGACAGCAAGAAAAAUCCCGUCUAGAAUGGCACUUGGCUAAGAAGCAUCUUCUCCCAUCUCCAUCCUCAUCUUCUUCCUCCUGUUUUUCCUCUUCUCCCUCUUUUCCCUCCUCCUCCACGUAUUCUUCCUCAUCUUUCCCCUCCUCCCUCUUUUGUUCUUCCUUCUCUUCUUCCAGCUCCUCCCUCUCCUCCCCCUCCUCCUCCUCAUACCACGCCCCCCAAUACCCCCGCACCCCCUACCAAGCCCAGCGCCUCCCCCGCGCCCACUGCGUCCAAAUCUCAGAGGUAAAAAACGCAACACGGAAAGCACUAGCUUCUGUUUUUGAUUCUAGUACUGACGACAUGUAUGAGGAGUGGCUGCGGAGCCGAUAUGAUGAUCGUGUGUAUCGCCGUGUUAGCUCGCGAAGGGAUAUCGAUGAGUAUUACAAUAGCGAUAGAGCGAGAUUGAAUCGGGGGAGUGGCGAGUCGAUACGUAUGAGGUAUCAUAAUAUGAAUGGGUAUGGGAGCAGGGCGUCGGCAGAUGAUGUUGGUGGACCAAGGCUUGGGAGUAAGUUUAGCUUUGAUAGUUUGGAUGAUGCUUAG